GCAGCGAAAAAAUAAUAAUUUAAUUUUAAUAAAAACAGUGACAACAACAACUACAUCAACAACAUAAUUAACCACAACUACUGGAACAAAGGAGUCAACCGAGUAACAAUCUGUUAAAAUUGAAUUUAAUUCAAGACUAGAAAAAGAAUAAAUAAAAAAGUACAACGACAUUGAUAGCAUAACACAACAAACAACAGAAAAAGCAGCAGCAGCAACAAUAACAAAAUUAUGGAUGCACCCGAUUUGCGUGCAUUAGUUGACAGUUUUACCGAUGGCAGAGUCACCGAUCUGUCCGAUGCAUUUGCAAACUUUUCAACGGAAAUGUUACAGCAGGCGAAUGCUCUAUUGGCGGCAACAGCAACAUCCACAAAUGGUCUCCUUGACACUGACACUAAUACGGAUGCAAUAAUACAUUUGGAGGAUAUUGAAGUGGCAGCAGCUUUGGCGCUAAGUAACACAGAUACUCUAGUUAAUCGAACCCUCGAAAUGCAGUGUUUGCGACAACAGCAACAGGAUGAACGUACUGCCGUCACAUCCUUAAACAGCCCUGCGAAUUUUAUAUCCUGUCCUGUAUCAUUUGACUCUGUACUCUGUUGGCCACGUACACCUGCCGGCACAUGGGCCGUAUUGCCUUGUUUUGAAGAAUUCAAAGGAGUUCAUUAUGAUAGUACACUACUAAAUAUAUGUUUGUUGUCAAAAGUACAAAUACUUAUUUAUUGUUUGGAAACAACAAUUGAAUGUAAUACAAUUGAACAAGAGCAGCAACAGCAACAAUCAGAUCGUCAACAACAACAAAAAACAUCUUAUUUCAAUUAG
Lucilia cuprina (Australian sheep blowfly) is the source of this 816-nucleotide messenger RNA. RefSeq lists its product as uncharacterized. Gene Ontology annotation, cellular component: membrane. The record is from RefSeq and is a predicted model, not a curated record. Gene Ontology annotation, molecular function: G protein-coupled receptor activity. Gene Ontology annotation, biological process: G protein-coupled receptor signaling pathway. NCBI's taxonomy places the organism in Eukaryota, Metazoa, Arthropoda, Insecta, Diptera, Calliphoridae. The coding region runs from base 229 to 816 and encodes 195 amino acids. The transcript has 4 exons.